GGCGUAUGUCCCCCUACCGUCGGAAGCGAAUAGAGGCUCCUCUUGCUCGUAGAUCUCCUUCAACAGCUCACUCACGUUCCUUGUCCAGAACCCCUCCCCGCCGAAAGGCCCGCUCCCACUCAAGAACACCACCAUACCGCGGGAGUCCAAGCCAAAUGUCGAUGACGCCAAUUCGCAAUGGCAAGAAAAGAGCUCGUUCUCCAGAGAUGUACCGUCCUUACUCUCGAUCGCUGUCUCCGCCACCUCGUGGCAAAGGUCGUGCGUAUUUUGAAUCUCGUUCAACAUCACCUUCUCGCUCAAUCACCCCACCUCGUCGUCGGGGCCGAGAUGAAAUGUCCAUCUCACCCCCUCCAAAGCGUCGUAGACGGAGCCCUUCUCGUGAUCGUUAUCGUGAAACCAGGAGACGUUCUCCUCCCCGCCGAUCUAGCCCAUCCAUUGCUCCGAGUCGCAGUCGCAGCCCUCCUGCGCCCAGACCGAAAGAGCCAAGCGGCACGGGAGGAACGAGCAUCAAAGGCGCAGCCAGUCGUCGUCGAGAAGCGGAUGCGAAAAUGAUUUCUACUUCCCCCAUCCGUGCUCGUUCGCGCACACCCGAACGCUCCCCCAUUCAGAGUCGUUCACUUAUCGAUCGUUUGGGGGGAAGCAAGUGGGCCAGAAAUCCUAAUGACGAAGAUGAAAAAGAGAAGUCUCGUGCAGAGAUGGACCGAUUGGAGAACGAGCUGAAGGAGAGAAUGCUCAGACAAAAGGUUAUAAACACCAUGAAAAGAAAUUCAGAGUAUUCUGGACAACUGGAACUUGGUCCAAACUAACCGACAGGUACUUGCUAUGUGAGAC
Molecule: messenger RNA, 831 nt
Organism: Cantharellus anzutake
Lineage: Eukaryota; Fungi; Basidiomycota; Agaricomycetes; Cantharellales; Hydnaceae
Exons: 2
Coding region: 6-806 (266 amino acids)
Source: RefSeq, a predicted model, not a curated record